Messenger RNA from Podarcis raffonei (Aeolian wall lizard), 2070 nucleotides. RefSeq names its product fibroblast growth factor receptor like 1 (gene FGFRL1). Gene Ontology annotation, molecular function: fibroblast growth factor receptor activity; fibroblast growth factor binding. NCBI's taxonomy places the organism in Eukaryota, Metazoa, Chordata, Lepidosauria, Squamata, Lacertidae. The coding region runs from base 1 to 1998 and encodes 665 amino acids. The transcript has 8 exons. Gene Ontology annotation, cellular component: plasma membrane. The record is from RefSeq and is a predicted model, not a curated record.
AUGGAGGAAGCCUGGACCAAGACAAAGCUCUUGAUCGCCAAGGCGGUGCCCGGGGGCGCCCCGGGGGUGGCUUUUGCUCAGGUGGAUCGCCAGCCCCGGGGGAGGGGGGCGUGGUUCCUUCCGGCGGGGCAUGGCCUCUUGGCAGCCGCACUAGCUCCGCGGGCCGGACAGAGGAGAGAGGCUCCUUCCCGGGCCGCGAGGAACAGACGCGGCAUCUUCCUGGCCGCGAAGGCCGGCGAGGGGUCCUCUGGGCGCGGCACGCGAAGGGUUAAGCGCGGGGCGGGGCGGCGGCGCGAUUGCCGCGGCGCCUCCGACAAGUGCGCGCCAAGUCCGGCGGCUGAGGGGACUCCGGGCUGGCCGCUCGGCGUCGCGGCACAUGGGGCGAGCGGGAGGCGGAGCGCGCGCCGGCGGCCCAGCGGCGCGGCAGCCCGGGCGCCCCGAGGCGUGAGGAGACCCCGCCGUCGCCAGGUUGGAAAGAAGAAGGAAUUGGAAACUAGGGACAAUCCAGCUUUUGAAAUGGAAAUUCAGUUUGUGCUGCUUUUUGUGGGCGUUCUUGUGUUUGCUGAUUCUGUGAGAGGCCCACCCAGAAUUUCUGAUAAAGUGAUCCACCGGCAGUCUGUGAGAUUAGGAAGAACCAUCAAGCUCCCUUGCCCCGUAGAGGGUGACCCCCCACCUCUUACUAUGUGGAUGAAGGAUGGAAGAACCAUCCACAGUGGUUGGACGCGGUUCAGGGUCCUCCAACAAGGGUUGAAAAUCAAAGAAGUGGAAAGCCAGGAUGCGGGAACAUACAUCUGCAAAGCCACCAAUGGUUUUGGCAGCAUGAAUGUGAACUACACCCUGAUUGUGAUUGAUGAUGCAAGUUCAGGAAGAGAGAGUCUAGUGCCUGAAGUUCCCAAUAGUGAAUCUGAAGAUCAUUCUGGAAAGCUCUGGGCUCGCCCUCGGUUCACUCAGCCAGCCAAAAUGAGGAGGAGAGUGAUUGCCCGACCUGUCGGAAGUUCGGUCCGCUUGAAAUGCAUGGCUAGCGGGAAUCCUCGACCAGACAUCAGCUGGUUAAAAGACAACAAGCCUCUUAUGCCGCAGGUGAUGGGUGAGAACAAAAGGAAGAAGUGGACGCUGAAUUUGAAGAACCUGAAGCCAGAGGAUAGUGGAAAGUACACCUGCCGGGUAUUCAACAGAAUUGGGGAAAUCAAUGCUACCUACAAAGUGGAAGUGAUACAGAGAACAAGAUCCAAGCCAAUUCUUACCGGGACACAUCCUGUGAACACAACGGUAGACUAUGGGGGGACAACCUCGUUUCAGUGUAAGGUGAGGAGUGACGUCAAGCCUGUCAUUCAGUGGCUGAAGAGAGUGGAGUAUGGCACUGAGAACAAAUACAAUUCCACCAUAGAUGUUGGGGGGCAGAAGUUUGUGGUGCUGCCUACGGGAGAGGUCUGGUCCCGUCCCGAUGGCUCCUACCUGAACAAGCUCAUGAUCACAAGGGCUAAGGAAGAGGAUGCUGGAAUGUACAUCUGCCUAGGGGCAAACACCAUGGGAUACAGCUUCCGAAGCGCAUUUCUCACAGUGCUACCAGAUCCUAAGCCAGCCAGUCCUCCCGUGGCUCCUUCUGCCAGCAGCCUUCCGUGGCCAGUGAUCAUUGGAAUCCCAGCUGGAGCUGUCUUCAUCUUUGGAACAAUCGUUCUGUGGCUCUGCCAGACCAAGAAGAAGCCAUGCUCUCCUCCCGCAGCAGCGCCUAUGCACAGGCCGCACCCUCGGGACCGGGUCUGUGUGCUGCAAGUCCCCGACAAAGACUGCAUCUCCUCCAUAAACUACGAGGAAUAUGUAGGAGCCCAGCAGCAGCAGCAGCAGCAACAGCAGCAGUUGCUGAGCCAAGGGUCUGCCCUGGGCCCAAACAUGGCUUCCAAAAUGUACCCAAAGAUUUACACGGACAUCCACACUCACACGCAUUCACACAUUGAAGGCAAAGUUCACCAACACCAGCACAUUCAUUACCAGUGCUAAAAGGCUACGCGGAGUUUAUCCUGCGGUACACUCUAUGCAGACUUCUUUGAGUCAGCAAGGUGGGGGGGGGGG